CCAGAGGUGACCCCAGACCUGGUCAUUGCAAUGGCAGGAAUUUAUCAAGGGAAUCAUCUGUCAGAGGCAGGCAGGUGUCAGGGCCUGGGAGGCUUUCCCUGUUCAGGGAGGGUGAACUCUGCCCCCUGUGCGGCUGCCAGGGCCGGGAUGCUCAUGUGGCCAGAUCAAGCCACCUAUGGGAAGCUGUGUCUGCCUUUACCAGGCUGCUCUGCUGUCCCAGACCUGCAACACCGAUGACAAAGUCCAGCCCAGGGUCACGGUGGGGAGCUGGCAGCAGAAAAGACAGGUGGCCAAACUGGGAGGAGUGUGGUUUUGCUCUCAGCCUGGGGGUUUGCUCUUUGAUUUGAGCUGUCCUUCCAUCCAGCCUGCACCCCCCACAGUGCCACAUUGUGGAUUUAUAAGGCUUCACAGGCAAAUGUGUCCCAAGGCUCAAGGAUGCUCUGCCCUGGUCCUGGCCCGUGGCAGGGUGAUUGUUGCAGCAGGCAAUCCAUGGUGUUUUACUCUGCUUCUCCUCCACCAAGUGUGGGAGCUUCCUCAGAUGCAUGGGAGGAGUGUCCCUGUGAUGUGAGGCUGGAGCUGGGAUGGCCAUGGCAUCCCUGUGCAGAGGAUCCAGACUCAGGACAAGGAAGAGUGGCCCUGGACCAUUCAGUGCGACCCCUUUGGCGUCCGAAAUGUUGAAUUAUUGAUUUAUGCUGGGCUGGGGUCCAGGGGCUGCUGAUGCACUGGUCUGAUGGCAUUGCCACCUCUCUCCAGGCCCAUGUGGGUCAUCGAUCCAGGACGUUAUGGAACACCCAAAGGGCAAAGCCCAUCCUUUGAGCAGGGCUUAGGCUUGGUCUGUAGAUGGGGGAGCAGCUGGAGGGGCAUGGCCAGAGCAAAUGGCCUGAAUGCUCUGGGGGGUCUAAGACCCUCCCCAGAGUGCCCCCCCCUCUCCCCCCUCCUUCCCCAAUUCAUCUCUCAGAGCAUCAGAGACAUCAGAGAUAAGUAAGAUAAAAGUGACAAAUUAUUGACAUUCCCAGCUCCAGCAAAGGGGUGAGGGAACAUUAGAGGUGCUUUUGGUUCAGGUAGGGUAAUCUUAACCUCACAUGUUCCUGUUUGUGGGCACAAAAUGCUCUUUUGCCCUCUCCUGCUGCAAAGAGGUCAACCCCCAAAACGUUCCCAGGCAUUGGUCGGAGCAACAGCUCUUUUCCCAGCUGGAUUUUAUGGAUGUUGUUUAAAGCAAUGUCAGCUGAAGGCAAGUGUUUGCAGGUCCCUCAGACAGCCAGUGAUUGGGAAAUAGAUGGAUCAUUCCCUGCCAGAACUGGUGGAUACAGAAAUUAAUGGGGGAAAAGGGAGAAUUCUGGAAAAAAAAGGAUUCUGACUCAUGUGCUUGAAACCCUCCAAAUGUAAACUGACUGCUUUUGUGGAUGACCUCUGUGGUGAUAUUUGGAGCCUUCAGUCUUGCCUCUCUGGGCAGGUGCUCAAUGACUGCUGUGCUGACCUGAGGAUGAGGGUUUGGAGCUGUCAGAAUUCCUGGUCCUCACCACAGCUCCCCUGAAGGAGCAGGUGCAGAAGGAGGCACAGAGCCAGCUGCCGUUUCCAGUGUGCCUUUGCAGAAAGCCAUCAACUAAUUUCCAAUACCAGGAGAGAAAGUGUGUGAAUUUUAUGAUCCAUAUUACAACUGGCUCUUGGCUGUAAACUCCUCAUGGUCUUAAUUGCAUUUAAAAAGCUCUGUCAAGCACUUGCCUGCGUGCUCUGGCAUCUGGUCAACUUUUAAAUGUCUGCUGGGCCUGCUGAGAUGAUUUUUCUGUCUGGUGUGUUGUGCAGGGUCUGAACAAGAAAGAUGUAGUGUUCCUGCAUGGAAAGUGAGAGCACCAGCAUUUGAAAUGUGCUGAGUGAUGAGGAGGAAGGAGGAAAUAAAGCAGAGACCGUGGGGACGCUGGGGCAGUUCUGUCAGCAUCAUUUAUCCACUCUCUCUGGCAUUAAUGUUUUACUCUUUAUUGAAGGACGCUGGGGUUUUCUCGGGGCAAGAGCAGGGUCACUGUGCAGCGCAUGGUUAAAAUCAGUCUGAGGUUCGCUUUCCCCGGUAGACCUCGGCAGCUGGUCGCUUUUUGGGCGAUAAUGGGGCGCAGGCAAUUAGCAGCAUCAGCGAUGAUGAUCCUGCGAGCGCGCCGGGUACCGCGGACGGCUCACCAUAGAGAGCGGCGGUGGGAACGGCCGCCAGAUGGCUUUUCCUUCUCAGCCUCUCUAUGGUAACUCCGCGUUUCCGGUCAGCCGCCGUAGAAAUUGCGAGCUGCCAUUGGCUGUCAGUGCGGGGGCGGGGCCAGGCGGUGGCGGGAGGAGGGGUUAUGCUAAGCAAGGCGCUGUGCCGCCUCACGAUUGGUCAGUGAGGAGGGGGGCGGGACCCAGCGGCGGCAGCGGAGCCUGGCCGCGGGGGACGCGUGGCCGGGGGAGCGGACGCUGCGGGCCCCAGGGGCUGCGGGAACCGCGCCCGCAGGCCCUGCUCCACCUCUGGGGCUGUGAGAGGCGCGGGGCCCCGGGACCCCGGUGCGCGGGUUCGGGGAUCUCGGUUCUGGGCUGUGCAGCAGUUGACACCCGCCGGCCCCGGUCCGGCCCUAAGCGCUGUCCCUGAGCUCGAGGCGUUCCCGCCUCCCGGGUUCGGUUCAUAACCCGGCCCCGCUCUGCUCCGCUGCGGCCAUGGCCGGCGCGGGGGGCCGAGCCCCGCUGGGUCUGCGGCGGUGGCUGUCCUCGGCUGCCCCGGCGCCUCGGGUCUGCGUGGUGGGCAGCGGCCCCGCCGGCUUCUACACGGCUCAGCACAUCCUCAAGCACCAUGGCGGGGCCCUGGUGGACAUCUACGAGAAGCUGCCCGUUCCCUUCGGGCUCGUCCGUUUUGGAGUGGCCCCAGACCACCCUGAGGUGAAGAACGUGAUCAACACCUUCACACAGACGGCGCGCUCGGAGCGCUGCGCCUACUACGGGAACGUCACCGUGGGAAGGGACGUGACUGUGCCGGAGCUGCGGCAGGCGUACCACGCCGUGGUGCUGAGUUAUGGUGCUGAAGACAACAGGGUCCUGGGGAUCCCAGGGGAGAACCUCCCUGGUGUUUACUCAGCCCGAGCCUUCGUGGGCUGGUACAACGGGCUGCCUGAGAACCAGGAUCUAAAGCCUGACCUGAGCUGUGAGACAGCGCUGAUUCUGGGUCAUGGCAAUGUGGCACUGGACAUAGCCCGCAUCCUGCUGUCCCCACUGCAUCUUCUCAGGAAGACAGACAUCACUGACAGCUCCCUGGCAGCUCUUGCCUGCAGCAAGGUGAAGCGUGUCUGGCUGGUUGGGAGGAGGGGACCUCUCCAAGUCGCUUUCACCAUCAAGGAGCUGCGGGAGAUGAUAAACCUGCCUGGUGCCAGAGCUGUCCUGGACCCUGCCGACUUCACAGGCCUUGAAAGUGCUGUCAAAGAUGCUUCCAGGCCCAGGAAGCGACUGACUGAGCUGAUGAUCAAAACAGCCCUGGAGAAGCCAGUGGAGAUGCAGGCAGCAGGGGCAGCAGGCCCCCGGGAGUGGGGGCUGAAGUUCCAACGCAGCCCCCAGGAAGUGCUGCCCAGUGCUGAUGGGAGGAGGGCGAGGGGCAUCCGCAUGGCCCUGACCCGCCUGGAGGGCUCAGGUGACUCUGCCAAAGCCGUUCCCACUGGAGAUGUGGAGGAGCUGGAGUGUGGGCUGGUGCUCAGCAGCAUCGGCUACCGGAGCCUGCCGCUGGACCCAGCUGUGCCCUUUGACAGCCAGCACGGGGUCAUCCCCAACAGCUCGGGCAGAGUGGAGGGUGUCCCAGGUCUGUACUGCAGUGGGUGGGUGAAGAGAGGACCCACAGGCGUGAUCAUCACCACCAUGAACGACAGCUUUGACACUGCCCAGUCUCUGCUGGAGGAUCUCCAGGGUGGUGUGCUGGAUAUAUCCCCUUCCAGAGAAGGCUUUGGGCUUGUGGAGAGCAUCCUGCGCAGCCGAGGGGUCCGUCCCGUUUCCUUCUCGGACUGGGAGAAGAUUGAUGCUGCUGAAGUGGCAAGAGGCAAAGCUGCUGGCAAACCCCGGGAGAAGAUCGUAGAUCCUGCGGAGAUGCUGCGGAUCAUCGGUCACUAAGGCAGCAGUGGUGGGACUGCAUCACUUUGGUGCUGUUGGGGCAACUCCAGUGGGUCAUGAGCAGAGCCUGGGAGCACAGGACUUCUCUCUGGGGCUGGUGGUGGCUCUGGAGGAGUGUGUGACACUGGGGCCUCUCUGGUAAUAAUGAACUCUGGGUUCCCAAAGUCUCAAGACCCGAGGCUGUUGGCUGGCCCUGCAUCCCUGCAGCCAGCUACCAUUCCCAGAGGUGAUUCUUGUCUGUCUUUGAAGCAUUAAUGAAUCAUGCAGUGCAGGUGUGCAUCUGGGGAACUCCUGGCCAGCCACUCUCUCACAGCAAAUCACAUGGAGAAGUUUCCUUGUGUCUUGCUGCUUCCCCUUUAAGCCACAAGCCAAAUGGGUUUGUUGCCUUGUCAUUCAUGCCAGAGCAGGCAUCUUUUAAUAAUUUUUGUUUUUUGUUAAAUAAACCCUUCCAGGGAAGCCAAAAUGGACCUUCAACUUGAGUCUGGGUUCUUUUGUCUGCCACUGCCUUGACCCUGGAGCAGCCCCCAAAGUGCUGCGGCUCCUGCAACGUCCCAAGGCAAGGCAGCUCUGGGUAUUCUCCACUUGUGAGCUCUACACAAGCAGAAAAGGGCAUUAAUUUGCCUUCUACUUCCCACAGUCUGUCUUACAGGGUAGAUUGGGAUAGCAAGCAUGUAAUUGCCUUGUUCAGGAUCGUGAGGGAUCCUGUGUCCAUUGGUAUCUGCCAGUACUGACUGGUGCAAGCAGUGCCUUGAGUUCUUUCUCUCUUUUCACUGGUGGUUUUUUUUUUUUUUUUUUUUUUUUUUUUUUUUGUCUCUGUUUUGAAGCUUAUUAAAUGCUUCUCUUAGCCCAGAUUGCCUACGGUGAUGGUGUCAGGUUUUAAGCCAGAUUACAAGCCGUGAGCUGUAAUCUCUUUUUAUCCCUGGCGCAGGGGCAGCGUCAGUGGGGCCCCUUCCCUGGCUGUCCCCAACCCCCCGUGCUCCCUGCCAGAGCACUGCAGGAUUGUGCAACCCCUCCUCCCUGGCCUGUGGAAAUGGUGACAGUGGCAGUGGCUCUGUGAUGGAGGCAGAGGAGAGAUCGAGCUAGGGCAACCUCCACCUCAGCCCAGCUCUCUCACGGCAGGGGACUUGCCCACAGGGCACUGUUUUCUCACCUCAUCUCUGUCUCAACUCAAGGAACGGAGAUCUCUGACUUCUCCCUAUUUUUCCCUUUUUCUCUCCCAUACUUUUCUAUUUAAAUCUCAUUUGAAAGCUCAUUAAGAAACUCAGGAAAUGUGAUAAUGGGAACUCGUACUCAAACGAGCAAUAAAGCUUUUGUGGAACAGC
Molecule: messenger RNA, 5426 nt
Organism: Serinus canaria (Common canary)
Lineage: Eukaryota; Metazoa; Chordata; Aves; Passeriformes; Fringillidae
Gene: FDXR
Product: ferredoxin reductase
Exons: 12
Coding region: 2674-4104 (476 amino acids)
Biological process (GO): ubiquinone biosynthetic process
Cellular component (GO): mitochondrion
Source: RefSeq, a predicted model, not a curated record